UAUCCGGCAGCAUGUGUAAAGCGAGAAAAACUAAUGUUGAAUGAGUUAUAUAGUAACAGAUAAACAACUUGUAAUUUGACACCUAGAUAAUCUGCUAUGACAGAGAGAAACAACAACAAACUUCCGAGUAACUUACCUCAGUUACAGAAUUUGAUAAAACGAGAUCCAGAUUCGUAUAAGGAUGAGUUUCUUCAGCAGUAUCGCCAUUUUCUGUCCAAUAUGGAGAUAUUUGCUCUUAAACCAUCAUCAUAUUCACAGACACUUGCAGAGCUAGUCAUGUUUGUAGCACAGGUGGCCCACUGUUACCCAGAUGAACUGGCAAACUUUCCCCAGCAGCUGAGGGAACAGCUUCACAGGAAUGCCACUGUACUUGACCCUGCACUCAGAAUGACUUUUUGCAAGGCCCUAAUUGCUCUUAGGAACAAAGGCUUGCUGCCUCCUAUCACUGUCCUGGAGCUGUUCUUUGAACUGUUCAGAUGUCAGGACAAGCUGCUGAGGAAGACCCUGUAUAACUACAUAGUACAGGAUAUCAAGAUGGUCAAUGCCAAACACAAGAAUUCAAAAGUCAACACAACUUUGCAGAAUUUCAUGUAUACCAUGUUGAGGGAUAGUAAUGCCAUUGCAGCCAAAAUGUCACUGGUAAGUCACCUAUGGUCAUAUCAUGCAUCACAUUUAUUUGUUUCUAAUCACUUAUACUGA
This is a messenger RNA of Lingula anatina, 699 nucleotides long. RefSeq names its product protein SDA1 homolog. Gene Ontology annotation, cellular component: nucleolus. Gene Ontology annotation, biological process: ribosomal large subunit export from nucleus; ribosomal large subunit biogenesis. The record is from RefSeq and is a predicted model, not a curated record. Lineage: Eukaryota; Metazoa; Brachiopoda; Lingulata; Lingulida; Lingulidae.